Molecule: messenger RNA, 744 nt
Organism: Colletotrichum acutatum
Lineage: Eukaryota; Fungi; Ascomycota; Sordariomycetes; Glomerellales; Glomerellaceae
Exons: 2
Coding region: 1-744 (247 amino acids)
Source: RefSeq, a predicted model, not a curated record
AUGUCUUCCACUGGCUCUUCCUCCGAGGCCGCUACUGCCCCCAAGUCCGCGCUCACCGAUCGCGAGCUCGAGAUCCUCAAGAACGCUUGGAGCUCCUUGAAGAGCGCUCCCGAGGUUGACUACGCCAAGCUUGCCGCGGCCUGCGGCAUGACCAACCCUCGCUCCGCCUCUAACGCCUGGAGCGGCAUCAAAAAGAAACUCUUCUCCGAUCUCCCCGCCCAGUCCAGCGAUACCGCCGGCAGCAGCCCCGCAAAGCGCAAGAUCGCCACCCCGUCCAAGAGAAAGGCUGCCGCCGCCGCCGCCGCUACUACAAGCUCUGACGACGCCGACGAGCUCGCCGCCGCUGCUGGCGCCAACCUGAACUCGGACGGCGAGGAGAAGCUCGUUGUCGAGACGCCCGCCAAGAAGAAGCGUGCUACCCCAGCCAAGAAGAAGGCCGCUGCUACCCCCAAGGCCGCCGCCAAGACCACCGAGAGCGACGAGAACGCCGACGAGGCGGCCGAGCCCGAGACGCCUGUCAAGAAGAAGGCUCCCGCCGCCAAGCGCAAGACCCCCGCCAAGACCAAGAAGGCUGCUGCUGCUGCUGCUGCUGCUCCUCCUCCCGAGAAGGCAGCUUCCGAGAACGAGGAGGCUGCUGAUGGCGAGGACGCUCCUGCUGCUGAUGUCGCCAAGCUUGAGGUCAAGGAUGAGGCUGCCAAUGGCGACGUUGAGAUGUCGGGCGGCGCGGACACUGGCGAGAUCUAA